Messenger RNA from Suillus fuscotomentosus, 882 nucleotides. RefSeq lists its product as uncharacterized. The record is from RefSeq and is a predicted model, not a curated record. The transcript has 3 exons. Bases 1 to 882 code for a protein of 293 amino acids. NCBI's taxonomy places the organism in Eukaryota, Fungi, Basidiomycota, Agaricomycetes, Boletales, Suillaceae.
AUGUAUCCUCCACAGUCUCUGGUCUUGAAUUCAUUGAAUGACGAAACCCCACCAACCAGUCCGUUGCAUAGCGGAAAGUCUAGUCCAAUUCUCCAGAAGGUCGAUUAUGCCGAAGCUUUCACUCGUGUCUACCAUGAUAGCCCCCAAAGCUCUUCUCCACCCAGCAGCCUUCAUGCCUUGUCGUCCCCAGCAUCUGUCACUUCCUUUAGGUACCAUAACUUCGGACAUGGUGAUGUCAGUCCACCUACUGCAAAAAGGCGGGGUGGAAUGUGUCAUUCAAAACAGAUUUCACUGUCCAGCUACCACCCUUAUGUCCGGAAAACCCCCCCCACUCCGCAGGCUGAGCGCAAGAUGACUAGGGUAAUGGGCAGAUUGACUGGCAAUGUUGAUUCAGACCUUGACGAUGAUGCGACUUGCAAAAUAUUCUCUCAGGGCUUGCAGCGGUUGUCGUCUGAAGGUAUUCGCCGUGUUGCUUAUUACAAGGAAGCAGAGCUCGAGCACCACCGGCAUCUUUCAAUGGCUUUGGCCUGGGAGGCAGAGAAACUCUCAAGGCUCAGACAUUUUAUCAAUUUUGAACAACAGGAGCGGGAGGAACAAACCACUCGGGCAUUUGAGGAGGCAGCGCUCUUUGCAAGUAUGGUGACUGAUCGUGAUGCAGAGCGUGCCUCUCAGGAUCUGGAGUCCAUCACUUCAAUCCAACAGGAAGAGGCGACAAGGGUCAAGCAGUUGAAUGAUGAGCUCGAUGAGCUCGAUAUAUUCCUUCCUUCGGAUGUUCCAGCUUCAGACCUCAACACUGCUGACACACACUCCAUCGGAGGUCCUUGCGAUUUUGCAUUUGUCGGAGAUUGCCACGAGGAUGAGCUGGCAUCAGGACCGAAGUGA